Molecule: messenger RNA, 2637 nt
Organism: Cornus florida
Lineage: Eukaryota; Viridiplantae; Streptophyta; Magnoliopsida; Cornales; Cornaceae
Product: G-type lectin S-receptor-like serine/threonine-protein kinase At1g11330
Exons: 8
Coding region: 1-2637 (878 amino acids)
Biological process (GO): protein phosphorylation; recognition of pollen
Molecular function (GO): ATP binding; protein serine/threonine kinase activity
Source: RefSeq, a predicted model, not a curated record
AUGGCUGAUUUGAUCGUUGUUUCUGCUGUUGGAGGUUUUGAUUUUGCAGACAGUUCUUGGUCAGAAGACAUCACACCUUCCAUAUUCACCAACAAGAGCCACUCAACAGAGUUAUUGGACUUAAUUGCCAUGGUACAAGCUAGCUUAACGACUCUUUUUCGAAUCUUUGUUCUCAUUUUUUACUGUUCUUGUUGUACUGAUGAAUUUUGCUCUGCCAUAGACACAAUUACAUCUACUCAACCCAUCAGUGACACAGAAACUAUAAUCUCCGAUGGUGAAACCUACAAAUUGGGAUUUUUUAGCCCUGUUAAUUCUACUAAAAGGUACGUUGGUAUCUGGUACAAUGAGAUCUCUGUGACGGCUGUGGUAUGGGUAGCGAAUAGGGAUAAACCUCUUAAUGAUUCUUCAGGGAUUGUGACAAUAUCCAAGGAUGGCGAUCUUGUGGUCUUGGAUGGACAGAAACAGAUUGUUUGGUCAUCAGGUGUUGCACAUUCUUCUGUGAGUUCAAGUGCCCAGCUUUCUGAUUCCGGGAACCUUGUAUUGCGAGAUGACUCUAAUGGAAACAUAAUGUGGGAGAGUUUUGAACACCCUUCUGAUUUUUUAUUGCAGGGGAUGAAACUUAGUACCAACAGGUUUACAGAUAAGAAGACUCAGCUGACCUCAUGGAAAAGUCCUUCAGAUCCAUCCAGUGGAAGGUUCACUUUGGGCAUCAAUCCUCUGAAUAUUCCGGAAAUAUAUAUAUGGAAUGGCAGUCAUCCAUACUGGCGGAGCGGUCCAUGGAAUGGGCAGAUUUUUAUCGGCUUACCUCAAAUGAUUUCGGUGUACUAUAGAAGAUACGAUAUUGCAGAGGAUAAAGAAGGGAACAUGUACAUAAGUUUUACCUAUUUAAAAGAGUCUCAUCUGUCAUAUAUUGCCUUAAGUUAUGAUGGAAAUCUAAUGACGAAGAACAAGAGUUGGGAAAAUGUGUGGUCGGCUCCGGAUAUUGAAUGUGAAGUUUAUGGCAAGUGUGGUCCAUUUGGGAGCUGCAAUGAGCACGGUUCACCAAUUUGCACCUGUUUACAAGGUUUUGUUCCAAAGCAUAUCGAGGAAUGGAGUAGAGGAAAUUGGACCAGUGGAUGUGUAAGGAGGAUACAGAGACAAUUGCAGUGUGAGAGAAAAAACAGUGGUGGUGAAAAGGACAAAGAAGAUAGCUUUAUAAAGCUAAUGAUGGUGAAAGUGCCGGCCUUCGCCGAGUUGCUGCCAUUUGCUGCAGGAGACAAGUGCAGAAGUCAGUGCUUGAAUGAUUGUUCUUGUACAGCUUAUUCAUAUUAUAGUGGCAUUGGUUGUAUGCAGUGGAGUGGAGACUUAAUUGACAUACAGGAAUUCUCCUACGGUGGAGCAGAUCUUUACAUCCGUGUUGCAUAUUCAGAACUCGAAAAAAAGAGAAUUACAAAACUAGAUAUCACAGUUGCAGUGCUCAUAGGCUCAUUAAUCAUUGCAAUCUGUAUCUAUCUUUCCUGGAUGUGGAUGACUAGACUACGAGGAAGGAAGAAAAAGAGGGCGAAGUUAUUAUUUAAAAGAGGGGUAGGGAAUCCAGAUUGUUCAAAUGAAAGAAUGCUUGGAGAUAAUCUUGACCAAAUUGAACUUGAAAAGCUACCGCUUUUCAGUUUUGAGAAACUGGCAAUUGCUACAGACAAUUUUGAUGUGGCCAAUAAGCUUGGGCAGGGUGGUUUUGGUCCAGUGUACAAGGGAAAACUGCCUAGCGGACAAGAAAUAGCUGUCAAACGACUUUCGAGAGCCUCUAGACAAGGGCUGGAGGAGUUUAUGAAUGAGGUUGUGGUAAUUUCCCAACUCCAGCAUCGCAAUCUUGUUAGACUUCUUGGCUGCUGUGUGGAAGGAGAAGAAAAAAUGUUGAUCUAUGAAUACAUGCCAAAUAAAAGCUUGGAUGCAUUUCUCUUUGAUCCAAUCAAGCGAAGACUCGUAGAUUGGAGAAAAUGUGCCAUCAUUAUUGAAGGGAUUGGCCGAGGCCUUCUUUACCUUCAUAGGGAUUCUAGAUUAAGGAUUGUACAUAGAGAUCUAAAGACAAGUAACGUUCUAUUGGAUGAAAAUUUAAAUGCAAAAAUUUCAGAUUUCGGCUUGGCAAAGAUUUUUGGAGGCAACCAAGAACAAGCCAACACUAGAAGGGUUGUUGGAACCUAUGGCUAUAUGGCCCCCGAAUAUGCAAUGCAAGGAAGGUUCUCGGAAAAAUCUGAUGUCUUUAGCUUUGGAGUAUUGUUGUUAGAGAUUGUAAGCGGGCGAAAGAACACUAGCUUUUUCCAUGAUGAGCACUCUUUAACCCUUCUAGGAUUUGCGUGGAAGUUAUGGAAUGAAGAUAGGAUCGUAAUGCUAAUAGAUCCAACAAUUUUCGAUCCAUGCUUCCAAGUUGAGAUCUUGAGAUACAUACAUAUAGGAUUGUUGUGUGUGCAAGAUUUUCCCACUGAUAGGCCAACUAUGUCGACCGUUAAUUUGAUGCUUAGUAGGGAAAUUGCAAAUCUUCCAACUCCAAAGCAACCUGCAUUUACUGAAAUAUGCAAUCUCUCAAAUAUACGGUCUUCUCAAAGGAGCCAAAGGGGAUGUUCUACAAACAAUGUAACUAUUACAACCAUGUAUGGCCGUUAG